UUCAAAAUUAGCUAGCACUUGAAAGUGGUUAACUUCAGACUUUAUCCUUUGUACACAAGCCAGAGAAAAGGUGAUGCAACUAAGUAUAAAGUGCUCUCUUGUACAUUACAAAAUAAAAUAUUUUCUGUAUAACCAUUUGAGGACGCACCUACACUUCAAUGUGAUAACAAUUUCAGGCAAUUGAUGGGAGAAGAACUUUCUGGUUUGAGUGUCAAAGAUCUGGAAAAUCUGGAAAGCCAAUUGGAAACAAGCUUGAAGUGUAUCCGGGCAAAAAAGAACCAAAUUUUAACUGAUGAAAUAAAAGAAGUAAACCACCAGGGAGUUAUUAUUCAUCAAGAAAAUAUGAAAUUGUUUAAAGAGAUAAACGCCCUGCGAAAAGAAAAUGCAGAAUUGCAAAAGAAGGUUUAUGGAGCAAAGGACAAAAAUGACAUAAAUAGAAGUUCUCAUGAACCACACGAUCCCAGUAAUGGAUAUGACUUACAUAUACCUACUUGUCUCCAGCUAUGCCAACCACAGCAAAAAGACGGUGAAACACCGGAAAAAGCAGCAGAUCUAGGGUAA
This is a messenger RNA of Camellia sinensis, 561 nucleotides long. NCBI's taxonomy places the organism in Eukaryota, Viridiplantae, Streptophyta, Magnoliopsida, Ericales, Theaceae. The record is from RefSeq and is a predicted model, not a curated record.